AUGAGACUGCCCGGUGUACAAGGUAGUUGCUCAGAGAGACUUUUCUUAGCUGCUAUGAUACUAUCAUGUAAAUCGCAUUCAGAUCGCACGUACUCUAAUCAAAGUUGGUGUAUCUUCACACCAAGGGACAAGCAAUUGCUACCUCUGGAAUGGCAAAAGUACGACUACGUCAAGUUAGUCGACCACUUCAGGAAUAGUAGCAGUAGUGAUGAGGAUAAUGAUGGGGAGUUUGACAAUGUACCAAUGAUUGAAGCACCUCUUGACAUCUGGAAUCCAAUCCUACCACACACAACGCCAAUAAACGAUAUAACAGUCAGAUCAUGCUCUAUACCCCCAUCAAUGGAAUAUUACUUUGGCGAUUGCUAUCCACCUUCAACUAUAGAGGAGGAUGCAAAGUAUGGUCCAUGGGUUAGAGUAGGCUUAAACCUAAACAUACAAGAUGGUAGCUACUGGCAAUACGUAUAUUACAGGAGAUCGCGUAGAUUAGAUAUAAGCUACAUUGAUGACGUUAAAAUUUUGACCGAAUCAGAAUCAACGAAGGAUCUCGACGCUAGUUGGUUUAGAGUUAACCAGAAUAUAAGAUCAGGCUUGAAGCCAUCAGCUGAGGCUGCUUAUAUUUGGUACCAUAUACACAAACCAUCGAACGAUCCACGUCCACCUUCUGCAAUAACUGAAAUUGAUGUUUUAUUCGGUCAUGGACCAGCCUGGCCUGACUUCCAUAGAUUUGAAGGAGCUAAUGUACAGGAUGAGAGUGACGGCAAGCAAAGAAUGACACUUACUGCUCGUAAAGGUUAUAAACACCCUAAGCAACCAGAAUCAUUGAGAUUCAAGGAAGAUGGUUCAUUUAGAAUCUUACAAAUAGCAGAUUUACAUUUCAGUGUAGGAAAAGGAACGUGUAGAGACACUGACAAAUCUCCUUGUGAGGGUGAUGAAGAGACCAUCAAACUCAUGGCAGAGACUUUAGACGAUGUCAAACCUGAUUUUGUCGUUUUCACUGGCGAUCAACUUAAUGGACAGGGUACUUCCUUUGAUGCUGUCAGCGUAUUGGCCAAAGUACACCAUGAAGUAGUCAAACGCAAGAUACCUUUCACAGCCAUUUUUGGUAACCACGAUUCAGAGUUGACAGACCUUCCAAGGAGCGAACAAAUGAGAUUAGUGCAAGCGCUCCCAUUCUCAUUUGCAGACCCAGGUCCUAGUGAUAUACAUGGAGUUGGAAACCAUGUCCUCAAAGCUUAUUCUCCGGAUAGCUCGAAAACCCACUUGCUUACGAUGUACUUCCUCGACACACACGCUCUUCUACAACCACCGAGGUACAAUCCAUUCAAGAACAUGGCCGGACAAUAUGACUAUAUUAGACAGAAUCAAAUUAACUGGUUCGUCAAGGAGUCAGAUAAGAUAAAACUCAUAAAUCGACCAUUUAUACCACAGAAGGGUGAAGUAUACGACGACACCCAUGAAAAGCAAAAGAGGAUUCCACAGACUGCGCAAAAAGCCAAUGCUAUUGUCUUUGGGCAUAUCCCAUUACGCGAAUACUACGAUAAUGCUGCAGAUUUAGACGAGAACAUGCAUCCUAUCCAAGGAUGGGGACGUCGCGGUGAAGAAGAUGGCGAUGGCGCAAGUAGUAUUAACGGUGGUUUCUUCAAUGCCGCUAAUGGUCUACUUCGCGAUAAUGAAACUGGCGCUAAUCAAAUAAGAGUAAUCGCGCAUGGACAUUGCCAUUUAACGGAUGAAUGUAAGCUCAUUCAAGGUACUUGGAUCUGCUUUGGUGGUGGAUCGUCAUUUUCUGGCUACGGUAGAGUCGGCCACGAUCGCCGGUUCAGAGUCUACGAUGUUAGCGAAUGGGGAGAAAUAAUUGAGACGUUCAAGCGCACCGAGAAAGGUGAAUAUAUCGACAAUGUUAUACUCGUCAACAACUUGUAA
This is a messenger RNA of Wallemia mellicola CBS 633.66, 1920 nucleotides long. RefSeq names its product Metallo-dependent phosphatase. Gene Ontology annotation, cellular component: cytoplasm. NCBI's taxonomy places the organism in Eukaryota, Fungi, Basidiomycota, Wallemiomycetes, Wallemiales, Wallemiaceae. The record is from RefSeq and is a predicted model, not a curated record. Gene Ontology annotation, molecular function: phosphoprotein phosphatase activity. The transcript is spliced from 8 exons. The coding region runs from base 1 to 1920 and encodes 639 amino acids.